Molecule: messenger RNA, 1083 nt
Organism: Cricetulus griseus (Chinese hamster)
Lineage: Eukaryota; Metazoa; Chordata; Mammalia; Rodentia; Cricetidae
Source: RefSeq, a predicted model, not a curated record
AUGCACACGUAUGCCAAGAUGUUCCUGCAAAGGAGUCCGAGAGUGAGACUUCCGCCCGCUUUGGCGCUGCUGCGUCCCCGGCGCUUCGUGCGGCAGCGCAGGGAAGCCGCGAGAAUAACACUUCCGAGCGCCAAGGACCAUCCACGAGGAGCCGAGCGCGGACUGAGCCUCACAGCGGAAGUCCCGCCCUCGCCUCUUCGCCCUGCGGCCGUGUCGGCGCGGGCUGCGUGCGUCAUUUCCCGGCGGCGCGAGGGCGAGCGCCUGGGCGAGCGGCCGGGUGGGGAGCGCCGCGCCUCCCCGCGCAGCCCCGGCGUCUGUCAGAACGCUUUGUCUGACGCCCUAGAACCCGAGCUUGAGGCUUUCUGUUUGUCUGCACAUCUGAGAACUGUCCAAUCCUUUUGUCUUGCCAGGUUUUACUGUGACUACUGUGACACGUACCUCACCCACGACUCUCCAUCUGUGAGGAAGACACACUGCAGUGGUCGAAAACACAAAGAGAAUGUGAAAGACUACUACCAAAAAUGGAUGGAAGAGCAAGCCCAGAGCCUGAUUGACAAAACAACGGCUGCAUUUCAACAAGGAAAGAUCCCCCCAGCUCCAUUCUCUGCUCCUCCUCCUGCUGGGGCCAUGAUCCCGCCUCCCCCCAGUCUCCCGGGUCCUCCUCGCCCUGGCAUGAUGCCUGCACCCCACAUGGGAGGCCCUCCCAUGAUGCCGAUGAUGGGCCCCCCUCCUCCUGGGAUGAUGCCUGUGGGACCUGCUCCUGGAAUGAGGCCACCCAUGGGGGGUCACAUGCCCAUGAUGCCAGGCCCUCCAAUGAUGAGACCUCCUGCUCGCCCUAUGAUGGUGCCCACUCGGCCUGGCAUGACUCGGCCAGACAGAUAAGAGCAAAAAGGCUCUAUUUCAGUUUUGUAUUUCUUGUUUUGUUUCACCAGGAGAUUACGGUGCUGAGCCUGAGUGUUUUCUAUCUGCAUCACAAGCAAGGCUUCCCCCUUCCUACAGAGGGGAGAAGUGGGGUUAAAAAAGUGCAGCUCUCUCACUUAUAUUGUGAAAGUGAAAAUAAAUGGUCAGCUGUCUUACUUAAAA